Messenger RNA from Aureococcus anophagefferens, 2508 nucleotides. RefSeq lists its product as hypothetical. The record is from RefSeq and is a predicted model, not a curated record. NCBI's taxonomy places the organism in Eukaryota, Pelagophyceae, Pelagomonadales, Pelagomonadaceae. The coding region runs from base 1 to 2508 and encodes 835 amino acids. The transcript is spliced from 2 exons. Gene Ontology annotation, biological process: protein modification process.
AUGCCUCCGCGCCGACGAUCUCCGGUAACCGCGGCCUUCAUCGCCGGCGUCGUGGCCGCAUUUAUCGUCUACUUCAUUCAGCACACCUUCUUCUCGCACCUCCACCUGCCCGCGCCGCCCGCGCCGCACGACGGCUCGGCCAUGCACGCCGUGCUCGCGAAGCCGCCGCCUGCGAGAGCAGCGCCGAAACCGCCGCCGAAACCGCCGGCGCCGACCGCGCCGCGCGCCGCCGCGAACCCGCCGGACCGGCGGUCGUGCGUCGACUCGUCGUCGUGGUUUCACGACGACCCGAAGAAGGACUGCGCCUACCUCGCCGUCGCCGCGACGACGAAGAGCUGGAAGCACAAGUGCUCCUGGCGCGACGCCGGCGGCGUCAAGGGCUGGGCCGCGUGCCCCGGCGCGUGCCGCAAGGAGUGCCGGCGGACGUGCGCGCCGCGGCCCUCCGUCCGCUGCGCCGCGGCCCGCGCGCCGCCGCCGUCGGCGAGCGCGCCGCAGCACGCCCUCCUGGAGGGCCUCGCGGCGCGGCUCGGGGCGCCCAACGUGUCCAUGCACCGGAGCCUCGCGGCCAUCGCCGCGCGGCGCGGCAACGCGUCGCUCGACGCCGCCGCGCGGCAGCGGCAGCUCUGCGACCUCCUCGACGGGCCGACGCGGCGUCCCCCGGGGAGCUGCGGCCCGCGCUGGUUCUUCGUGCCGGACACGCGCAAGGACAUGCCCUUCGUCCGGGAGGAGAUGGCCGCGCUGGGCCUCUGCGCGUACUCGAAAAAAAAGGCGCCGCCCGACGGGAGCGUCGACGUCUUCUUCGGCCACGACUUCCCGCCCUGGAACCGCUCCUGGGCCCGCCCCCUGUCGCCGGCCUUCGCCGACGGCGGCGUCGUCGGCGGCGGCGUGCUCCCCGGCGCGUCGGACCUCGGCGCGAAGCAGGCGAUGACGGAGCUCUACCGCCACUGCGUCGACGACGUCGAGUCGGGCCGGCGCCGCGCGGCGCUGUGCCCGCGCCUCGCGGGCCGGGGCCUGCUCGUGAGCUUCGACGUCAACGGCGAGGAGGUCGUCGACUGGCGCCACGACCGCUUCGACGCGCGGGAAAAGGCGCGGCUGCGGGCCCGCGACGUCCCGCGCCUCGCCAAGCUCCGCGGCGAGAUCCAGAAAUACCUCCACGAGCGCGAGGGCCUCGAGUCGUCCGCGUGGAUCGUCAAGCCCCAGUCGCGCCUCGCCGCGGGCCUCCACCAGUCGCGGGGCAUGCACCUCGCGCGCCUCGACCACGCCGCGGACCUCGCGAGCGACGGCGCGUUCCUCGCGUGGAUCGCGAAGCACAUGAAACGAGGCGAAUGCGACGACGGGUCCGUUCUGGACGUCCCCCAUCGCAAGUACUGCGCGCGGCGCAAGGUCGUCUUCCAGAACUUCGUCGAGGACGUGUCGGAGAUCUUCGGGCGCAAGUACGACGUCCGCGUCUGGGCGCUGGUGACGUCCGUGGACCCGCUCCGCGUCCACGUGCUCCGCCACGGCCUCACGAAGAUCGCGAGCACGACGCGGCGCUCGGUCGAGAACGGCACCUUUGGCGCCGUGAAACCGCUCGAGGACGACUGCGCCCACAUCAAGCUGUUGAUGAACCCGUCGUGCGGCGUCAAAUCCGUCGCGCAGUUCACGGCGGGCAUGGAGCCGGAGGGCUACCCGAAGUCGACGGCGUCGCGCGCCUUUACGGAGCGCGCGACGUUCGGCCCGCGGGCCUACCGGGGCGCCGCGUCGACGCGCGCGGGCAACGAGGCGCUCCUGGCGUCGACGACGUGGCCGCGCGUCGAGGGCUUGUUGACCAAGGUGCUGCUGCGGUCGCGGGACAAGCUCCGGGCCCGCGGCGCCGAGGCCGCGGACCUCGAGUCGCGGACCCGCGGCGGCGGCGCGCCGGUCGCGGCGCGGACGUCGCCCGCGGCCAUGCUCUCGCCCGACUUCGUGCUCGACCGCAGGGGCGUGCCCCACCUCGAGGAGAUCAACCACAAGGGCCUCAUCAUCGGCGAGAACGGCGACGACCAGUGCAACGACGGCGGCGCGGACAUCAUUUUCACGGACUACGGCGCGCUCCGCAGUUUGCUCCAGAUCGCGGGCGUCGACGAUUUCCCCGAGGCGCCCGCGUACGCGGACAAGCUCGACGCGGCGAUCUGCGCCUUCUGCGGGUCGCGCGACGGGACGCCCAAGUGCGCGGCCGACGAGGUCGCGGCGAUGGCGCGCGCGGUCCACGAGGAGGCGCACGCGGGGCCCGACUGGUACCGCCUCUACCCGCCCCUGACCUGCCACGCACGCGACGGCACCUGCGCGCCGCCGGCGCCGCCGCGGUCCGCGGGCGGCAGGCCCGCGUCGGACUGGCCCGACCAGUUCAAGCUCACGGAGGCGCACCUCGCCGCGUUCGUCGAGUCGCGGCUCGACAGGGUCGUCCGCGAGUUCCUCGAGGCGACGGACACGUCGCUGAUCCACGGCCGCGUCGUCGUGCCGGGCCACGGCCGCUGGCCGCCGCGCUGA